AUGACCUGUUCCUCUUCUACUAACUUCUAUAGCAAAGAAUAUCCUGUGAUCUCCAAGACCAUCAUGAGGCAGAGGUUGGUGUCCACACAUGGUCAACUCUCUGCAAAAUCAGACGUCAACUCCCUCCAUGGAAGCCACCAGGCUCUUCAGCACUACCAGUAUGAGAAUGGAGCGCACAUGCAGUUUGCCACCUCAGAUGCCCAAGACCUACCCCUCAACACCUUCACGGCACAAAGAGAAUCUGGCCUCUUCUACCACUGUCUGAAACGGCGAGCCGAAGGGGCCCGGCUUCUGGACUUACCCUGCAAGCGCUCGUAUCUGGAGCCGACCUCCUCCGCUGGAGAAGAACACUGGACCUCGGUUGCACCUUACACCAGUUACAGCGUCCAGACCAUGGAGACUGUCCCGUACCAGCCCUUCCCGGCUCACUUCACGGCCACCACAGUGAUGCCACGGCUCCCUCCCAUGGGCAGCCAAGGCGCCCAGCCGCCGGGCAACAGCCCUUUCUCGGUCUACAAUCAGCUCUCGCAAGCCCCCGCGCGGGAGAGGAUUCCUGGAGCAUCCUUCCCCAGGGAGCGGAUGGGCGAGAGGAAGCUCCCGUCGCCCCACCUGAGCGCGGCCAACGAAUUCCUGUACUCGCAGACUUUCUCCCUGUCGAGGGAACCCUCUUUGCAGUAUCAUUCGGGAGGGGCCACAGUGGACAACUGGACUGACGGGUGA
This is a messenger RNA of Python bivittatus (Burmese python), 720 nucleotides long. NCBI's taxonomy places the organism in Eukaryota, Metazoa, Chordata, Lepidosauria, Squamata, Pythonidae. The record is from RefSeq and is a predicted model, not a curated record.